This is a messenger RNA of Diutina rugosa, 252 nucleotides long. RefSeq lists its product as uncharacterized. The record is from RefSeq and is a predicted model, not a curated record. The transcript has a single exon. The coding region runs from base 1 to 252 and encodes 83 amino acids. Lineage: Eukaryota; Fungi; Ascomycota; Pichiomycetes; Serinales; Debaryomycetaceae.
AUGAAGUUCAUCACCUCCGUUGCCGCCCUUGUUGCCGUUGCUGUCGCCGCUGACUCGUCGUCGGCCUCCGGUGGCGCCGUGUCGUCGGUCGCCUCCAAGGCGUCGUCGGCCGUCUCGUCGGGUGCUUCUAAGGCCUCGUCCGGCGCCUCGUCGGCCACCUCGUCGGCCUCGUCGUCGUCGAAGAAGAACGACGCCGCCGCUAACGGUGCCGCCGCUGGUUUGGUCGGUCUCGCCGGUCUCUUGUUGCUUUAA